AUGGGCAGAGGGAGGGUUGAGCUGAAGAGGAUAGAGAACAAAAUCAACCGCCAAGUUACUUUCUCAAAAAGAAGGAACGGUUUGCUCAAGAAAGCCUAUGAGCUCUCAGUUCUCUGUGAUGCUGAGGUUGCCCUCAUCAUUUUUUCAAGCCGUGGAAAGCUCUAUGAAUUUGGAAGUGUUGGCAUUACCAAAACUAUUGAGCGAUACCAACGUUGCUCUUUUACUCCUCAAGAUGACCAUGUUGAAUGUGAAACUCAGAGCUGGUACCAAGAGGUGUCAAAGCUAAAGGCAAAGUAUGAGUCUCUUCAAAGGACUCAAAGGCAUUUGCUUGGGGAAGAUCUUGGACCACUGAGCAUAAAGGAACUGCAGAAUCUUGAGAAACAGCUUGAAGGAGCUUUAGCACAAGCUAGGCAAAGGAAGACACAAAUUAUGAUUGAACAAAUGGAAGAGCUUCGCAGAAGGGAACGCCACCUUGGAGACAUGAAUAAGCAACUUAGACUCAAGCUUGAAGCAGAAGGAUUUAAUCUUAAGGCUAUGGAAAGCUUAUGGAGCUCUACUUCAGCUGCUGGAAAUAGCAGCUUUCCCUUUCAACCAGCUCAAACCAACCCUAUGGAUUACCAGGCAGAACCCUUUUUGCAAAUAGGGUACCAUCAAUAUGUUCAAGCCGAGGCAUCUAAUGUUCCUAAGAGCAUGGCUUGUGAGACUAACUUCAUGCAAGGAUGGAUCCUUUGA
Molecule: messenger RNA, 732 nt
Organism: Abrus precatorius (Indian licorice)
Lineage: Eukaryota; Viridiplantae; Streptophyta; Magnoliopsida; Fabales; Fabaceae
Product: agamous-like MADS-box protein AGL6
Exons: 8
Coding region: 1-732 (243 amino acids)
Biological process (GO): positive regulation of transcription by RNA polymerase II
Cellular component (GO): nucleus
Molecular function (GO): protein dimerization activity; RNA polymerase II cis-regulatory region sequence-specific DNA binding; DNA-binding transcription factor activity, RNA polymerase II-specific
Source: RefSeq, a predicted model, not a curated record